This is a messenger RNA of Megalobrama amblycephala (Wuchang bream), 909 nucleotides long. Its product is annotated as protein ATP6V1FNB. NCBI's taxonomy places the organism in Eukaryota, Metazoa, Chordata, Actinopteri, Cypriniformes, Xenocyprididae. The record is from RefSeq and is a predicted model, not a curated record. The coding region runs from base 21 to 557 and encodes 178 amino acids. The transcript has 2 exons.
GGUCAGAUCUCACAGGAGACAUGAGGAACCUGCUGACCACCCAGGACCAGAACUUCUACCGUGAGCUGAUCCUGAAGGAGGCUUACACACGGCUGGCGUGGAAGAUGAAAUACAGCAAAGAAUACCCGACAACAUUCACGUCUCGUAGGUCCAAAUCCAUCGGGCUUUUUAACCCUCCAUCUGCCAGUAAACUCACGCUGCCCCCUGUGGUCCAAACGCAGGAGAAGCAGCGCGAGGCGCCCGCGAUAGUGCGGCGGUCCCUGAGUGAAGCCCCUCUGAUGAGGCCCGUGAGCCCGAAGACUAAAGCAGCUCUUUAUCAGGGAUUCUCCCAUGAAGGCAAAGGACGACAUCAGUACCUGAGGAAACGAGCCGAAAAAGGCCCUGAAGAAAAGUUUGAUUACCCAAUUCUCUCGUCCUGGGAUUAUGGAUGGAGACUAGGUGACUAUGAGAUUGACUGCAAGACUCCAGCCAGUGGGAGAUCUGGGAUUGUACGGAACACUUUCUACGCCAGGAAUGGCAUUUUUAAUAUUCCCACAGCAACCGAUCAGCUUGGAUGAAACGCACCUCACUGCACCUAAAAUCAAAAAUACUAUUUUCUGAAGUAAAUCUUCUGUUUACUGUAAAUUAAAUAAAUCAUAUAUUUUCUGUGUAAGCAUAUAUGCCAGGUUUUUAAAGCAUUUGAUAGAACUUUAUUGUAGAAGUUACAUGUAAAUGUCAAAACAGAUGUAUAGAGUUAAUUAAUGGAGAAAUGUAGAUGGGUUAAAUGGGUAACAGCCUUGCAAACUAACUCUACUGUCUCAUAGCAACCGGUAAACCAACACUGCAGCCCGCUGGUUCAUAAUUAACAAGCACUGGAAACUUUUCUGUUCUUCUCUACACAAAUACUCUAAAUAAAGGACUGAAUGCUCA